AUGGAAAAUUUAGACCAAGAUUCAAUUUCUUUAAGACCAGUAUAUAAUCUAAUCGAAUUGGGAUUAGAAGAAUAUAAAGAUAAUGAAUUGGUUCUUGAUACCGUUCAUGAUUUAAUGCAAUUUUUUGAACAAUCAAAUUGCACAUCAAUGCAAGAACAUUUAAAGAAUGAAGGUAUAACAGAAAGAAUUCAUGGGAAUACUGGUCAUGUACCUAAAAUAAAAAGUAAAGUAUUUCUUAAUUUUAGUAUUACAUUUCUGGUUAAACAUUUUUUAGAACAAUAUGGAACUAUUAAUGGACUUCCGUCUCCAAUAAGACAUAAAAAUGAAUCUGAGCCAUUUAUUUAUCUAUCUACUGGAAGCACUUAUGUUUCUGUUUACGAUGAAUUUAAGAAAUAUUUUUAUAACGAAAAUAAUCAAGAUGAAAAAAUUAUCUCUUACUUUACUUUUAGAAAACUCUAG
This is a messenger RNA of Dentiscutata erythropus, 459 nucleotides long. Lineage: Eukaryota; Fungi; Glomeromycota; Glomeromycetes; Diversisporales; Gigasporaceae. The record is from the annotation of a GenBank genome assembly.